Trichomonas vaginalis G3 is the source of this 4752-nucleotide messenger RNA. Its product is annotated as adenylate cyclase type 1 family. Gene Ontology annotation, molecular function: adenylate cyclase activity. Bases 1 to 4752 code for a protein of 1583 amino acids. The record is from RefSeq and is a predicted model, not a curated record. Gene Ontology annotation, biological process: adenylate cyclase-activating G protein-coupled receptor signaling pathway; cyclic nucleotide biosynthetic process; intracellular signal transduction. NCBI's taxonomy places the organism in Eukaryota, Parabasalia, Trichomonadida, Trichomonadidae. The transcript has a single exon.
AUGGCGUCUAUCGCGCCUUCUGUGUCAAUCUCGACCACAAACACAUCUUUUUCGUCUUCGGGAUCGACAAGCGAUGAAGCCACUCGCUCGAAGAAACGCUUAGAGUCAACAAUUUUCCCACUUUUCAGUGAAAUGUCAAGGUUUGCAAAUAUUCCACGUUUUGUUCUCCAUAUCGAGCUUUUCAUUUCACUCCUUCAAUCAGCCAUAUCAUCAUUAUGGAUUCCAUCAUCAAUUCGAUGGCCAGACGCCCCAACAUUUUUCAAAGGUUUAGUAAGCAUCGUUGAUUUUGGACAAACAAUCGGAGGAACCUUAUCCCAUACAAUAGUUUCAGCCAUCGAAGCUGCCAUUUCAAUUAUAAUUCUUGGAAUUUACAUUAUUUGUUACUUCUCAUACGCAAAAAAGCGCACGUAUCAAAAAUGGCAAUUAUAUUUACUUAGAGUUUUACUUUUAAUUAUACUACCUCUCAUUCUUCCAGCUGUUGCCGCUUCAUCUGCUUACUCUUUUGUAGAUUUGUUAGAUGAUCCUACACCACAGGCAAUCGUGUUUUCAUUUGUAGAUAUCAUAAUGCUAUUCGCUUUAAGCUUAGUCUUUUAUUAUUCAAACGGAUUCACCGUAAAAUCACCAAUUGUCAUUCGCAACAACUGCGGUCAAUGGAACCACAAUCUUAUUCCAUUCUUCAUGUUCACUACUCUAGUUUCAACCUUCUUAUCCGUUUUCGUCGACGAAUUUCCAAACUGGAUUUCCACAAUUCUCGGGCUUUGUCUUGUUGCAUCCUGCUGCUAUUGCAUCUACAAGCUUACAGAAUACCCAAUCUACAGGUUUGAAUGCACUCUUAUCUAUUCAGCAACUUUCUUCUUCUCGGGCAUCGCCUUUUUGAUUGCUAUUAUCGAUACAUACGUCAAGUUCCCAUGGUACGUCAUCCUCUUCGUACCAGUAGUCCUUUCUCCAAUUUGCGCCGUUUGUUAUAACAUUUAUUUGAAGAAAGGUUAUAUUGCAAUCAAGAACAAACUCAUCUACAAAGCUAUCAGACUCGGAAACGAUAUCUCCGAUAGUGAAAAAACGGAGUAUUUCGAAACAUUUGUUUUCAAAAAUACAAAAGAUGCGAUCAGAUACCUUCACAUCGGUCUUGUUGAACGCUGUGACUUAUUACUCGAUUUCUCAUUCAUCAGAUAUAUCGUUACUAACUACGCAGAGAAGACAAUUCUCGAAGCCGUUAUUCAGAUCGUUUCUUUCUUCCCAAGCGAGCUCCAGUUGCUCACAUCCCUUCUUGUCAACCUCAGCAACAUCAGAGACCCAAGUCUCAUCGAGCAAUUCCUUAUUUAUCAGGUCACAAAGAUUCAUUUGACCCGUCAAAGUGCAGUUUCUAACGAUGCAAGGAACCACAUUGCUGUUCUCCGUAACAAGGCCCAGAAAGUAACAGCAAUGGUCAGAUGUUUCUGGUCUUCGAUUGCAACUGUUGGGUCAAAGGACAUUUCCAUGGAGACAUACCACUAUGUACAUACCGAAUCCAUGAAUAUCGAUAGCGCUUUCGGUGAUUCUACGGAAAGAUUCCCAUCAAAUGCCUCAUUAUGCGAAGAAUACGCUACAUUCCUGGUCGAAGCACUUGGUAAUUACCAUUCCGCCCUCAGAUGGAAGUCAAUGGCCGCAUCUGUUGAAAUCGGCAGAAAAAUACCAAAAGAUCCUUGCUUCCAAUCCAUUGUUAACGUUGUUCCUGAGCUUCUUUUCGAGCACUGUGUUGAUAUCAACGGCCAAUUCAUCAAGAAAGGACCUGAUGCAGGCAACAACAAAGAUGCAAAUGCAAAGAAUUCUUUCUCUUCGUCCGGAUCAUUCUCAUCAUCAAGUAUGAGUGCUGGCUUUGAGGCCAAGAAAGAAGAACACCCCUCAAACUUCCUCAAAGACGGAAUAAUUCGCUUGGCAUUGCAAUCCGCUCUCAGAAAAGGUCAUUUGAAGAUGAUCCAGUCCCUCAAAUACUUCAUGUUCAUCUCAUUAAUCACGUUCAUUGUUGUUUUCAUCAUCAUUUUCAUUAUUGUUCCUUAUAUCGCCGAAUCAUCUCUUUCAAACGUCCUUGAAAACCAGAAUUUCGCCAGAGCAUCUGCAUCUUUCAUCGAAAUGACAACAGGUGCCGGCUUCCUUCUCGCGAAAUACGGUUCAAACCUUUCAGAUCCGAAAACAAUUCUUUACGAUGUUGAUUCCAACGUCAACAAGUACUUAAAUACCAGUGAUCUUCCAUCAGACGGCAUCUUCAAGCAGCCAGAACUAUGGACACACCGUCAAACAUUGACAGUUGUCGACUCAUUGACAAAUGUUUUGAGUUCAAUUGUUCAAGGAGAUUCAUCACGAGACACAAUUGUCUCAGAAUAUAUCAAUGGAAGUGCUGUUCUCUCUGGAUUCGGAAAUGAUGGUAAGACAACAUAUGUCAACAUGUCCAUCAAAGAUGCAUUAAAUGGUGUCAUCAACAAUGUCAAGUUUGGACUUGGAAUUUCACCAAUACAAGCUAAAGAAAACCAAAACAACGGCACAUUCGCAUCAAUUCUCAAAACCGCUGUAAUUAAUGGUGUAAAUCUUCCUCCUUUCAUGUUGAAGAUUUCUGAAAUGCUUAAUGAUGAUGGUUAUGCUAAUGUCAAACAAGUAAGAACAAUUAUUUAUGUUCUUUCUUACGCAUUACCAAUAUUGUUAUUAAUUGUUUUCGAAGCAUUUGCAGGAUAUGUAAUUUAUUACUUUGUAUCUGAUAUCCACAGAAUUUCUGCAACAUUGAGAACAGUUAAACCAGAUAUAAUCAAAGAGAGUGUUAUGCCAAUUAUCAAAUCAUCUGGUGAGAAACCAUUGGAUUCAGGAGGUUCAUUGAAUAUGCAUAUGAGUGAAUCUCUUAAGACAUUAAUUCCUUUCGUUGUUAUUUUAUACGUCAUUGCUUCAUGUUUAGUUAUUUUGUUCUCUACGAAUAUUUUCAGUGAAUUGGAUUCAUUCCAACAAGUAUUUGAGCUUUAUAAGUAUUCAUCGAACAGACACACAUAUAUCUAUCAUUUCGUGAAUACAAUGAUAUCCUACGCAAUGGGACAAAUCAACCAAUCAGUUGCUGCUGAAAUCCUUGAAGAAGAUCAUUCAAUUGUUGAUAACGCACAUAAAGUUUUGAUGAAUGCUGGUAUUGGUUAUGAUGAUUCCCUUGAUACUUUACAGUUAUCUGCUAACUGUUCUAACUUAACAAGUACAGAUCCAACAAGGAAUCCUAUGAGAGCUGUCUCUUGCCAAUCAAUGGAUAAGAAAGUCAAUUAUAUCAUCAUUUUGAUGAAGAACAGAUAUUCAAGACUUUCUGCUAAUGCAUCAACAGUUUUGUCUGAUUCAGAAAUGUUCACAGAAACAAUGUAUAUGAUGUAUGAUGGUUUGUUAGAUCAGUUGAACUCAUUCAAUGAUAGAUUGGCUGAUGAAGGUUCAAGUAAGGCAAGUGAUAUGAUCUUGAGAUGCAGAGUUAUCAUCAUUGUUGGUAUCAUUAUUGAUAUCGCCGUUUUCAUCAUUUUGUAUAUGUGUUACAGUCAUUUGACAGUUAUGUUUGAUGGUGUCAAACAGUUGAUCUCUUUGUUACCGCCAAGAGCUGUUUUAUCCAAUAAGAUGCUCUUGGACUUAGUACUUGGAGAGGACCCACACAUGGAUGAUGCAGUCAUGACAUUCGGUGAAACAAUGAUUGCUUCAUCAUCAAAUGUAAUUUUGUCAUUGACACCAAGUUUGAUCAUUGAAUCAGCAAAUCCAGCUCUUAAGCAAGUCACUGGCUACUCAAGUGAUGUCAUCAACCAUCAGCCAUUCACACAGUUGCUUCCUGACGCAGGUGCAAACAACACAAAUGGUCCUUUGUCCGGCGAAGAACAUACAAUUUCUGUUUCUACAACAGUCGGUGAAAGUGAAAUGUCACUUUUCUAUAAAGAUAUUGAAAGAAUCAGGACUGAUAAGGAUUUCCAUUCCUUCUCAAGACAAGUUGUAUUAAUCGGUGAGAGCGGUGAAGGAAUUCCUGUUCAAUGCACAGUUAUCGCUGUCAGAGAUGAACAAGGAGAAUUGACAUCAAUCAUCGUUGAAGCAGUAGAUAGAACAAAAAUUUUGGAGCAAAAGGAACAGGCAAGACAAGCAAAGAGAAGAGCAGCAAAGAUGCUUAAAGGAAUAUUACCAUUAGAUGCUUACAGAUCCAUUAAAUCAGGUCAGGAAUCAGUUUUCACAAGUGAUUCAGUUGUUGUUUCAAUGAUUUCCAUCGAAGGAAUUUCCGAACUUAUUUCUGUAAUGCAGCCAUCCGCAGUUAUGUCAUUGUUGCACGGUGUUUACCAGAGAUUGGAUGAGUUAAGAGGCAGAUUCACAGCUGUCGACAGAUUGACAUGCGAUGGAAAGUCCGUGAUGUGCAUCGCUGGCUUGUUCACACACCAAACAGACCCUGAAGCACAGGCUUUGCAGUCUGUUUCAGUUUGCUUGAGACUGAGACAAGAAAUCGCUUCUCUCAAUGAGACAGGCGGUGUUUCUCUUUGGUUAACAACUGUUUGCCAUGUAGGAGGUCCUGUUAUUGGUUCAUUGUUGGAGCCAAAGAAUCCAACAUUCGGAAUUGCAGGAAAAGUUGUUGAAGAAACAAUGCAGAUGAUUGAUUUGACUCCAAUUGGAACUUCUGUUGUUUGCGAGGAAGUUGCUUCUCAUUUACCAACUGAUAAGUUUGGAUUUGAGAAUUGCAAGGUUGGAAACUUCACUGCUAAGACUGUUACAUUACUUCCAAAUACUAAGAUAUAA